CUUCUAUUGUAUUUAUUACUUCUUAUGAAUGGCAUCAAGAAUGGCUUCUCCUGAAUUAACAAAAAACUUGGAGGACGAAGAGAUGAUUUUGACAGGAGGCUUGAAAUCUCUCCUUCCCCACGUACUAAGAAGAAUAAUUCGAUGCAACAGGCUCAGUAUUAGUAAUACUUCCGGAAUGGCGAAGGGCUAUAAACAGGCCAAUGUCGUGAUUUUGCACAAGUCCCUGGCUGAUGACUUUGAGAAGUUUUGCCAUGCAAAUGAUGGACCCCUGCCGCUGCUGUACAGAAGUAAACCGGGUGAUUGGAAAUGUCCUUCUCUGAGUAGCGAUUCUGAUAUCAGAACUGACUGCCUACAGUACAUAUAUGAGCAUGGAGCUUGUACUGGAUCCCUGAAAAACCUAAAGGAGUAUUCUGAACAACUUAAGGACAUGGUGACAUUUUAUUUAGGCUGCAGCUUUUCUUUUGAAAAAGCACUCCAAAAUGCUGGCAUUUCUGUAAGAAAUGUUGAGCAGAAAUGUAAUGUAAGCAUGUAUAAGACAGCUGUACCUUGCUACAGCGUUUCUACCUUUCGCUGCAACUUAGUAGUCACAAUGAGACCUAUUCCUGAAAGCAAGCUGGAAGCAGCAGUGCUAGCAACAUCUGAAUUAAAAGAAGCUCAUGGAGCACCCAUUCACAUAGGUGAUCCUGGUCUACUGGGAAUACAAGAUCUUUCCAGAUCAGACUAUGGAGAUCCAGUUCACCUUCAUCCUGGUGAUAUUCCAGUGUUUUGGGCCUGUGGAGUAACGGGAGUAGAAGCAGUCAUCAACUGCAGAGCUCCAUUAUCUUUUACUCAUUCUCCUGGCUGCAUGUUUAUUACUGAUGUAAAGAAUAACAAUGUCACAGUCAGAUCCUCAAGAGAAGUCCCACAAGUCUACUGCAUUUCUCAAGAUCCUCUGCAUUAUAGUAUUGUGUCAGCAGAAGCAGCCCGAAAGAUAAAGACUCUAGAGACUCUAAUUGGAAUAGAUCCAGGAGACCGGGGUAUAAUUCAUCUGUGCCGCCAGGACGAGCUGCUGAAAGCUUGCUUGUCCAUCUCCCAUGCUCGGUCAGUGCUGAUAACAACUGGAUUUCCUACCCACUUCACUUAUGAGCCACCGGAAGAGAAUGAUGGGCCCCCAGGAGCCCUUGCUAUUGCAGCUAUAUUGCAGGCCUUGGAGAAAGAGGUUUCCAUAGUAACCGAUCAGAGAGCGAUGAAUCUGAAUAAAAAGAUUAUUGAAGAGGCUGUUCAACUAGGAAUCCUGAAGAAACCCGUCCCUCUAUUGAGUUAUAAAAGGCAAAAUGCUGAUUCAGCUUUAAUGUUUUUGUGUGAGAAUGGGAAUCCUGGGAGACCUAGAUUUGAUCACCUGAUAGCAAUAGAGCGUGCUGGGAUGGCUGCUGAUGGCAAUUAUUACAAUGCCAGGAAAGUUAACAUUAAACAUCUUGUGGAUCCUAUAGAUGAACUAUUCUUAGCUGCACAAACCAUUCCAGCAGUCAAAACAACGGGUGUUGGAGAUGGAGGAAAUGAAUUAGGAAUGGGGAAAGUAAAAGAUGCUGUAAAGAAGCACAUAAAAAAUGGAGAUGUUAUAGCUUGUGAUGUUGAAGCUGAUUUUACUAUUGUAGCUGGGGUCUCUAACUGGGGAGGCUAUGCCAUUGCUUGCGCUCUGUAUAUCCUCAGCACCUGUGAAAUACAUGACCGCUAUCUGAGGAAAGCUAUUGGGUUUCCACAGUUAUCGAAGAAGAUGGUCUGGCUAUCAGCACUUCCAUCAGUUGCCAAGGAAGAAAAGCUUCUGAAAACACUUGUGCGGCAUGGGGUCCGCAGUGGAAAAACUGCCAGCCUAGAAAUGGAAGUGGAUGGGCUGCCCUUCUACAACACCCAUUCACUUAUGAUUGAAAAGCUGCUGCAUGAAGUGCAGCAGUAACUGCCCCUAAUGAUUUCUAUAUCAAGAGUUGCUCACAUGUUAUUUCCUUAUUCCCACAAGGUAUAAAAGAUCAGAAAAAUAUGACUUUUCAUCUCUGGUAUCUUAGCCACACACAACCUUUCAGUUCCCCUUACAACAUCGUUAUGAAGUGAGAAGGGGAUGCCGUCAUGAGGUCUACCUUUCUUUGCUGUAAUUUUAUAAUGGACAAUGGGUAUUAAAUGAUUCUUUAUACUAAGAGGUGAUCUGGCUUUUACAAAGAAAGCUUGUCAUUAUAAUGAAAAAUUACUUCAUUGCUGUUCCUGUUUUACUAACCUCAUAACUGCAACAGGAAGCAACUCUUGCAGCAAUUUGGAUUUAAAAAUACCCUGUGGUAGGGAAAACAGCUGCAGUGGAGAGGUGAGGUUCAAAAAAACAAAAAAAAGACCCAGUAAGUCUUACAAUAGUGAAAGUUCUUAAAUACAGUUCCCUUGGACAUUUCCUGUAGCCCCUCUAGCACUGUCUUCUUAUGGUGGGGGACAGUUUGUGGAAGCGUGAGGAGAUAAGAGGAGAGCUUUAACUGAACAGAAGAAAAUAAGGGCAGUGUUGCAGACGUUCUGCGUAAAGGGCAGGCUAUACUCUUUGUCUCCUUCGUAUUAGUAGUUUAGCGUUUAUAGAUUUUGUUCCUUUCUGGGUAAUACAGGAGGGUUGCGGACAUUUCAGGGUAUCCUGCCAUUAAGAAUAAAUGAAUUAAAUACAUAAAUAUUGAUUAAAAAAUAAUGCUUAAAAAUUAUAGCAUAUUUAGAAAUUAAAAGUAAUUUGCAUUCUGUGUGAAAUAAAGUUAUGUAAGUGAAUAUUUAGAUUAAAUCAAAUAAUAAAAAUUCAGCUUCUAAUGAGAUUGAGUGAAGAAAUAUUAAAUUAUACCUCAAAGGCCUACUAUACCGAACCAGUACAUGACAAAUGGUUGUGAAUUGUCCCUGGCUUCUGUCAUUUAAAGCUGUGAUUUUACUAUAACUGCAGGUGAGUGCCAGGGUUGAAGUUUUGCUGUCCACCCAUAUAUCAGAGGGGACAUGGUAUAUUUGACACUGCACCUCUCAGGCACUGAUUAUUUAGCUGUCAUAACGUUAUUAUAAUUCUGAAGUCCAGGAGUAUAUACAGCCCUUAAAGCCUUAAAGCAGUUGAACACAUGAGAGAAAAAAAUUCAUAAUGCCAGACUUCCUGCUGGACAUUCUGACUCACCAAAGCUCCUGAUGUUUAUUUUAUGGAUCAGUCAUUCUUUUAGAUUCAUUUUAUUUAAAACUUUCUUGAAGGAUGUUACAGUUACAGUAAAACUAUAUGUGAAGUUUCACAAUUAGAAAAUAGCUUCUUUAGAAGUCUCCAAACUCACCAAGCUAUAACUAUUAACUAAAAUGUUUUGUAUGAACGCUUGAGCUUUUUGCCAAAGUAAAUAACCCUGCAAGAUGGUGCUGUAUGUUCACUGCUGAACUGAACCCACAAAAUUAAAUUACCAUCAUUUAGAAAUGACUGUUUUGGAAAACAGGCAGCUGGUUUAUUCCUCUAUGCACAGUAGAUAACUGACAUUUUACACUAACAGGUACCAUGCAUGUUAUUCUUUCCAAACACUAACUUUUGUCUAAAAAACACUUCAGUUAGUAAACUGUUGCUCCUUUGUCCUCCAAAUAUGUUUUAGGAGUCAGAUUUCAUUAAUAACUUUAAAAUGUAAUAUUUUACUUGUCUUUAUUGUGUUUUUUAAAAACGCCUUCUUUGCAGUCCCAAGUGCUGUAUGUGAUAGCAAUGUGUAGCAUGUUUGUAGCAACCGUGGUAGGACUCUUAAUUGACUAUGUUCUGACUGAGAUGGAAAGAAGAGCUCUUCGUGGGAGUUGCCUUCCUCCAGUAUUGGUUAGAUUUCUACAGCCUAAGCCUAAGAGUUAAAAUAUAGAAUGAAUUGAUAAAAUAUUGACUUGGGAGGGGGCAGUGCAAGGGGAGAGGAGAAAGAAAAAACUUCCCUUACUCUUGUGAGUUAUCUGGUUAAAUGUUGAGAUCUGUGCCAGAAUGCUGGGCUCCAUUACACAAGUUUCCAUCUGAUUUUAAACUGCAGCAACUAACCAAAAGCUGAUCACAUCAAAGUACUAACUCAAAUAAGCCUGAAUCUCUCAGAUGACAAUUUGAUGUAAUAUGGCAUGCUCUCCAUUCCAGCUGUCUAAUUUAAACAACAUGGAUAACUGUAAAGAAGUAAAGCAUAAACAAGACAACAAAUGUUUAAUCCUAGAACAAACCACGUGUGUGUCUUAGAGCCUGCGAGGUCAUAAGAGUCCAAGUAGUUGGCUCGGUGCUGAAUAGUAUUCAGUGCGGCGUUAUGGUAGUCAGAAGUCUGCUUUACAAUCCCGUUGACUUUGACAGGAGAUUAGAAGAAGACUAGGAGAAAGUAAAGCUAAACAGCACUAAUAAUCAGAAGAAAAAAGAUGCACGCAGAAGGUAAUUAAUCCAGCUUGCUGAGUAGUCUAAAUGUAAAUUAAACAAGCCAAAUAUUAACCUAAGCAAACCUAAUCCCCUCCUGAGAGUGGGGACACGAAUCCUUUCUGCAAGAGGAGGGAGGAGAAGAUCUGUAGUCUGACAAAUAAAAACUGUGGCCAAAGCCAUACAAGGUAGUUAUUUCAAACAUAGAGGGAAUAAAUACAGGAAGAAGAUAAUAGAAACGUUCUUUAUUAAACACAUCCCCUAAUUAUUUCUAACAUUGCACUCUCAAGAUGCUUUUCAGAAAACUGUUAGAAUAUAUUGCCUUUUAGAAACUGUGUUACAGGGACACACUUCAGAUACCAGGAGCAGCCUGUCUGUCUAGAGAAUGUUUUGACAUUAAAAGAAAAAGCCCUGAACCAAAGCUAAUUGUACUGCUGGAAGUUAUCAGCUCCAGGCUGCAGAGGGAGAGAGGUGUUUCAAGAAAGGUUUGAAACCAGAGAAGUGAAAGGACAAGGAAAUAGUGAUGGUGUAAGAGUUACAGAUACAAGAAGGUAUGAUGAGCAGAUCACAAAGAAGAAUCAUGCAGGAUUCGUAGAAUAAAGAAACAAAUUAAGGAGCCUAGAGAGAAGAUACUGGUAGAGACAAUCCUACAGAGCCUAACUCUCACAUCUUAGCUGCCAUUAUUUCCACUUAUUCCUGUAUUUUGUCUUCUGUCUAAACCAGGAAACACAGGUCAUUUACACACUGUAUUUCUGAUACCUUGUUUACUGAACAAUGACCAAACCCUAAGCUAUAGUACCAGUUGGAGAAAACAAGAGUUUAAACGGUUUCCAUUGAACAGUUUCCCUGACAAACUGCUAUUUAAUUGCUUGUAUGGUCUACGCUGCAAAAGACACAAAUUGCAAAGGACACAAUCCUUUCUAAUCCUUCCUACAAAGGAUUAGUAGAAUUAAUGUAACUAAAUUUGUCUUUCAACACAGGGACUCAGAGAAAUGUGUGGGCUCAAAGGGCCUCACAUACCACCAACAUCCU
This is a messenger RNA of Cuculus canorus (common cuckoo), 5398 nucleotides long. RefSeq names its product D-glutamate cyclase (gene DGLUCY). NCBI's taxonomy places the organism in Eukaryota, Metazoa, Chordata, Aves, Cuculiformes, Cuculidae. Gene Ontology annotation, biological process: glutamate metabolic process. Gene Ontology annotation, molecular function: D-glutamate cyclase activity. The record is from RefSeq and is a predicted model, not a curated record.